GCCCCCUGCACGGUAAAGCUGCGGUUCCCUAGCAUUGAACUCAGUGCAUCCCCCAUGAAUGAACUCCACGGCUCUUGUGCUUUACAAGGAUUAAGAAAUUGCACGGAGUUUUUUUUAUUCCGUCUCCCACCCCCUCUAAUUUUUUAUGCAUUUUUCUUAACUGUCAUGGCGUUUUUUGUGUCCUUGGGAAUAAAUGCGGUGUGGCGAAGGGUUAGCUAACUGAUGCCCGAUCCGAUGCAACAAUUAGCAAGGACUAGAAAAAUAUGAAAAUACAAAAGAAAGACAAACAGAUGUCCACCACCCAGUUACUAAAGCACAGUCAAGCUACAGCCGCAGCUUCUACUGCCACUGACCAAAACGCACAAACUACAUUUCCCAGAGGUCCCCUGGUCUCGGAGGAACACAACAGGGCUCCCGGUGGGCUGGCCAACCACUGCAUGUCCCGCGGCAAACCGGCGGGGUUUGGGGACGCGGGUCGCGGAGCCGGACGCCUCGCCCCCUCCCUCCCGUCCCAGCCGCCGAGCGGCGAAGAGGAGGAUGACGGCGGGGGCGGGGGCGGGGGCGGGGCCCGGGUGAAGAAGAAACGGAAGAAAAAAGACAAGAAGGAGCCGGGCCCUUGGCAGAAAGCGGAGAAGGAGGCGAAACCAAAGAAGAAGAAGGAGCCGAGGGAGGGGAAGGAGCCCCUCCCUCGCAAGUCCAAGGAGCCCAAGAAGGCCCGGAAGCCGCGGGACGCGAAGCCCAAGGCCCCGCGCGACUGCAAGGCCGUGGCGUCCCCUCCCAAACAGCGAGGGCGCAAGGCGAGAGAGCAAGGUCCCGUGGCGCCGGAGAAAAAGAAGAAAGGCAAGCGGAAAUGCGAGGCCUUGCCGGAGGCCGGCGACAGCGACGAGUCGACGUCCCUCUCCGCCCUGGCGACGGGGAACGAGGAGAGCAUGGACGCGCUGGACAGCACGAAGCGGCGAUCUGGCAGGCAGGUGAAGCGCAGGAAGUAUAAUGAGGAUCUGGACUUUAAGGUGGUGGACGACGACGGGGAGACCAUCGCUGUGCUGGGCACUGGGAGGGUCCCGGCUCUCAACUCUGCUACCCUGGCCUGGCAGUCAGAGGAGCCCCCAGAAGACGAGGCCAACAUCAUAGAGAAAAUCCUGUCUGUCCGUGUGAAGAAAGAGACUUCUCCUGGCGAGGCGGAGGAGUCGGAGGAGUUCUACGUCAAAUACAGGAACUUCUCCUACCUGCACUGUAAGUGGGCCACGUUAGAGGAACUGGAGAAGGAUCCGCGCAUCCACCAAAAAAUCAAGCGCUUCAGGAACAAGCAGGCGCAGCUGAAGCACAUUUUCACUGAGCCGGACGAGGAUCUCUUCAACCCGGACUACGUGGAGGUGGACCGGGUGCUGGAGGUGGCCCACACAACGGACACCGAAACGGGAGAGGAGGUGACGCACUACCUGGUGAAGUGGUGCUCGCUGUCCUAUGAGGAGAGCACCUGGGAGCUCCAGGAGGAUGUGGACCCGGGGAAAAUCCGAGAGUUUGAGGAGAUAAAGAAAGUUCCGGAGCUCAAGCAUGUGGAGAGGCCGCUCCCGGAGCAGUGGAAGAAGCUGGAACGCUCGCGGGAUUACAGGAACGGAAACCAGCUGAGAGAGUACCAGCUGGAGGGCAUGAACUGGCUGCUCUUCAACUGGUACAACAGGAAGAACUGCAUCCUGGCGGACGAGAUGGGCCUGGGGAAGACCAUCCAGUCCAUCACCUUCCUGUACGAGAUGUUCUGCAUGGGCCUGAAGGGGCCCUUCCUCAUCAUCGCCCCGCUGUCCACCAUCACCAACUGGGAGCGCGAGUUCCGCACCUGGACCCAGAUCAACGUCAUCGUGUUCCACGGCAGCCAGAUCAGCCGGCAGAUGAUCCUGCAGUACGAGAUGUACCACCGGGACGAGCAGGGCAACCCCGUCUCCGGCAUGUUCAAGUUCCACGGGGUCAUCACCACCUUCGAGAUGAUCAUGGCCGACUGCCCGGAGCUGAAGAAGAUCCAGUGGCGCUGCGUGGUGAUCGACGAGGCCCACCGGCUGAAGAACCGCAACUGCAAGCUGCUGGAGGGCCUCAAGCUCAUGAGCCUGGAGCACAAGGUGCUGUUGACAGGCACUCCCCUGCAGAACUCUGUGGAGGAGCUGUUCAGCUUGCUCAACUUCCUGGAGCCUCUGCAGUUUCCCUCCGAAAUCAGCUUCCUGGAAGAGUUUGGAGACCUGAAGACAGAAGAGCAGGUGAAGAAGCUCCAGGCCAUCCUGAAGCCCAUGAUGCUACGCAGGCUGAAGGACGACGUGGAGAAGAACCUGGCGCCCAAGGAGGAGACCAUCAUCGAGGUGGAGCUCACCAACAUCCAGAAGAAGUACUACCGCGCCAUCCUGGAGAAGAACUUCACCUUCCUGGCCAAGGGAGCCAACCAGCACAACAUGCCCAACCUCAUCAACACCAUGAUGGAGCUUCGCAAGUGCUGCAACCACCCCUACCUGAUCACAGGCGCGGAGGAGAAGAUUCUGGAAAGCUUCCGGAAGACGCACAGCCCCGACGCCUGGGACUUCCAGCUGCAGGCCAUGAUCCAGGCCGCCGGCAAGCUGGUCCUCAUCGACAAGCUGCUCCCCAAGCUGAUCGCCGGCGGUCACAAGGUGCUGAUCUUCUCCCAGAUGGUGCGCUGCCUGGACAUCCUGGAGGACUACCUCAUCCAGAGGAGGUACACGUACGAGCGCAUCGACGGGCGCGUGCGGGGCAACCUGCGCCAGGCCGCCAUCGACCGCUUCUGCAAGCCGGACUCGGACCGCUUCGUCUUCCUGCUCUGCACGCGGGCGGGGGGGCUGGGCAUCAACCUGACCGCCGCCGACACCUGCAUCAUCUUCGACUCGGACUGGAACCCCCAAAACGACCUGCAGGCUCAGGCUCGCUGUCACCGGAUUGGACAAAGCAAGGCGGUAAAGGUGUACCGGCUUAUCACCCGGAACUCCUACGAGAGGGAGAUGUUCGACAAGGCCAGCCUGAAGCUGGGCCUGGACAAGGCCGUGCUGCAGGACAUUAACCGCAAAGGCAGCCUGAAUGGGGUGCAGCAGCUAUCCAAGAUGGAGGUGGAGGACCUGCUGCGUAAGGGCGCGUACGGGGCUCUGAUGGACGAGGAGGACGAGGGCUCCAAGUUCUGCGAGGAGGACAUCGACCAGAUCCUGCAGCGCCGCACGCAGACCAUCACCAUCCAGACCGAGGGGAAAGGUUCCACCUUCGCCAAGGCCAGCUUCGUGUCGUCCGGCAACAGAACGGACAUUUCUCUGGACGACCCAAACUUCUGGCAGAAAUGGGCCAAGAUAGCGGAGCUGGAGAUCGACUCCAAGGCAGAGAAGGAGAGCCUGGUGAUCGACACGCCGCGCGUUCGGAAGCAGACCCGCCACUACAACUCCUUCGAGGACGACGAGCUGAUGGAGUUCAGCGAGCUGGACAGCGACUCCGAGGAGCGGCCGUGUCGCACCCGGCGCCUCAGCGACCGCAACCGCCGAUACCUGCGAGCAGAGUGCUUCCGCGUGGAGAAGAACCUGCUCAUAUUCGGGUGGGGGCGCUGGAAGGACAUCCUGACCCACGGGCGCUUCAAGUGGCACCUGGCGGAGCGGGACAUGGAGCUGCUGUGCCGGGCGCUGCUGGUGUACUGCCUGCGCCACUACAAGGGCGACGACAAGAUCAAGAGCUUCAUCUGGGACCUGAUCACGCCCACCAAGGACGGCCACAACCAGGCCCUGCACAACCACUCCGGCCUGUCUGCCCCGGUGCCUCGUGGGCGGAAGGGGAAGAAGCUGAAGAACCAGCUGUGCCUGCCGGAGCUGAAGAACGCCGACUGGCUGGUGAACUGCAACCCCGAGGUGGUGCUCCAGGACGACAGCUACAAGAAGCACCUAAAGCAGCACUGCAACAAGGUCCUGCUCAGGGUGCGGAUGCUGUACUACCUGAAGGUGGAGGUGCUCGGGGAGACGGCAGACCAGGCCCUGGAGGGAAUCCCUGCCAACAAAUUGGAGGUGACCCUGCCCGAUAUCGACUACGUGGAGAUCCCGGUGAUCUGGUGGGACGCGGAGGCGGACAAGUCUCUCCUCAUAGGCGUCCACAAACACGGUUACGAGCGGUACAACGCCAUGCGAGCCGACCCCAGCCUCUGCUUCCUGGAGCGGGUGGGCAUGCCCGACGUCACCGCGCUGUCGGCGGAGCAGGGCUGCGGCGACGCGGCCGCUGACAUCAUUGCUGACAGCACGUGCAAGAUUGAGGAGGUGAAGGAGGAGCCCGAGGGCAAGCCGGACGCGGGCGGGGAGAGAGAGCUGGCGGAGGAAGAGACUGCAUCCACCAAUGAAGUGCUGGACAAAACUGAAAGCGCAAUUCCGGUGCUGAUUGGCCAGGAGAGCGCGGAGCAGGGGAAGGCCAUGUGGCCGGCGGGCUCCGCCCUCACCGCGCGCCUCCGGCGGCUCAUCACCGCGUACCAGCGCUUCACGCGCCGCGAGCCCAUGCGCCACGACUUCCUGCUGCCCGAGGGGGCGGGGCCGGUGGCCUGGCAGCUGGGGGAGGAGCUGAGGCGGCGCACCAUCGAACCUGACCCCCUCUUCCUGGAGUGGCAGAGGAGGUGGACGCGGCGGGAGCAGGCGGACUUCUACCGCACGGUGUCGUCGUUCGGCGUGGUGUUCGACCCGGAGAAGAAGGCCUUCGACUGGGCGCAGUUCCGCUCGUUCGCGCGGCUGGAGCGGAAGACGGACGAGAGCCUGGAGCGGUACUUCUACAGCUUCGUGUCCAUGUGCCGCACGGCCUGCCGGCUGCCGCCGCGCAAGGACGAAGGGCCCCUGGACCACACCCUGUUCGUGGAGCCCAUCACGGAGGAGCGGGCGGCCCGGACGCUGUACCGCAUCGAGCUCCUGCGCAAGGUGCGGGAGCAGGUGCUGCGGCACCCCCUGCUGGCGGGCCGGCUGCAGCUGUGCCGGCCCAGCCUGUACCUGCCGGUGUGGUGGGAGUGCGGGAAGCACGACCGGGACCUGCUGAUCGGCGCCGCCCGGCACGGCCUCAGCCGCACCGACUACUACAUCCUCAACGACCCGCAGCUGUCCUUCCUGGAGGCCCACCGCAACUACGUGCAGAAGGAGAACCGCGGCGGCGGCGGCUACCACCAUGCCGCCGGCCUGCCGCACCACCACUGCUGCCUGUACGAGGCGGGGCUCAGCCACUGCCACUCCCCCCAGCCCGCCGAGUUCCACCCAGUGUCCGCCCACCACCAGCACCACCACCAAGCACACAUCCACGCCCACGUCCACCCCGCCCCGGCGGAGGCGGCGGCGGUGCCGGACGCGGGCGGGCCCCUGGGGUUGGGCCCCGGGGCCAGGGAGGGCUUCCUGGACUGCGGCUCCCUGGACGAGUCGCUGGAGCUGGCCUCUCUCCAGCACGGGAAGCCCAGCAAGGAGGCGCUCAACGGCUUCCCCUUCAACUCGGCCUCGGGCGGCCAGAGCAUGCUCAACUCGUACGGCGUGCACGGUGAGCUGGGCGGGGACUCCAAGCUGCGCAGCGACGUGCUGGUGGGGGACCAGUACCCCUGCGAGGACACGGGCCUCAUGACCCCCUCCGUGGAGCUGGACGAGCUGCACGCCCCCUGGGAGAGCGCCGACCACGUCUUCACCGAGCCCGACGCCAUCCUGGGCCCGCCCAGCCUGGAGGCGGAGUUCCUGGACUCCGGGCAGCCGGGGGACGGCCUGAGCAUGCCCAGCUCGGACGCGCAGAGCGCCGCCGUGGAGCCGCUGCCGUCCAGCUUCAUGCUGUUCAAGGACAUCGCCGUGGCCGAGCCGGCCGUGGAGCCGGCCGACCUGUCUGUGAGCCCGCCCAGGUUCGCGCCUCCGCCCCUCUCCCUGUCCGACAUCGGCCUCCACCCCCAGGGCGGGGCUGACGAGCGCGAGGAGAAGCUGAGCGACUCCGACGUCACGCACAGCGUCCCGAGCCCAGGGGACGGCGCAGACAGCAUGACCUUCGAGUUCGACAAGGAGGAGCUGUCUCGGGACAGCCAGAGCCUGAUCGAGCCGACUCCGGGGCCUUUGGACUCAGAGAGGCCCUGCGUUGAGUCACGCGAGGAGUCAUGUGACCGACCCUCCGACGAGUCAUGUGACCAACCCUGUGAUGACUCGCGUGAUGAGUCGCGUGACCAACCCAGUGUGGAGUCAUGCGAUCGACCCUGUGUCGAGUCCUGUGACCAGCCCUGUGCUGAGUCAUAUGACCGACCCUGUGCUGAGUCAUGUGACCGACCCUGUGAUGAGUCAUGUGACCAACCUUGCAAUGAGUCAUGCCACAGGCCCUGUGAUGAGUCAUGCCACAGGCCCUGCGAUGAGUCAUGUGGCCGACCCUGUGUUGACUCUUUUGAAGGGCCCUCUGAGUCCAGGGGUGAGAUGACUCUCGGUGGACAUGUUUUCCCCGCUGUUGAUCCCCCGACCCCCUCCCACCUCGCACUGCCUGCGCACCCCAUCCCUCUGGCAGAACCCCCAGCGUCCCCCAGGCCCGAGGAGAUGUCCUCGUUUAAACAGGGGUUCACGUUAGAACCCCUGAGCUCGGACAGCAAGCCUGAUCCCCCAGAGCCAGACAGCACCGUGCCUCCUGAGACGCUGGAGCAGACGGGGAUGCUGGAGGUGAAGGAGGAGGUGAAGGAGGAAAGGCCCAAAACUCCAGCCCUGCUGGUGGAGAGCUAUGGGGAGGAGCCUCGGUUUGCUCCGCCCCUUUCGGUGUGUGACAUGCCCGAAAGCCUAUCGGACGUCCGGGAACCCACCAUCGCCCAGCUCCUGCAGGAGAAAGCCCUGUACUCCUUCUCUGAGUGGCCUAAGGAUCGAGUGAUAAUAAACCGCAUCGACAGCGUCUGCCACGCCAUCCUGAAGGGGAAGUGGCCGUCCACCAAUCAGCAGUACGAGUCGCCCGGCUCCCUCGCCAACACCUGCGUGUCCAACAGCGCCCCCCAGAGGGCGGGCUACGUGCCCGCCAGGGCGCAGCCGACGCAGAGCCUUAGCUUCGGCAUCUCGGCCCCCGCCCCUCACCUGGCCAAGGAGUCCUUGGUGAGCGUGCCUUUCCUCCCGGAGCUGAAGAGAGGCCGGCGGGGAUUCGAAUACGAAGCGGAGGCUCAAGGGAAGCCGUGUCACGCGGGCGAGAAGAUUCCGGUGGGCGUGACCACGCACAGGGGAGGGCCGAUGCUGCUGAACGGCUGGCAGGAGGCGGCCAUGGACCUGUCUAAGGCCGGGGAGAUGGGGAUAGGGGUGGAGCCUGGGAGCGUGGGUCACAUGACCCACCCAGGCCACCCCGCCCAACACAAACUGCCCUCCAUGAGCCCCAUGCAGGGCUCCCUGGGCCUGGACAUGGCCGGCAUCCUGCAGGCCGGCCUCAUCCACCCCGUCACCGGCCAGAUCGUCAACGGCAACCUUCGCCGCGACGACGCGGUCAUGCGCCGGAGGAGGGGGCGACGGAGAAACGUGGAGGGCCCCGACAUGGGUUUCGUCAAGAGCUCGGGCCUACACGUCCCGGAGCAGCAGAGCAGACCCGAGAGCGUCAUCAGCCAGUCGGCGGUGUCUUCCUCCUCCUCAUCCUCGGCGGCGCCGGAGCAGCCGGAGGGCCCGGUGCCGGUCCCGACGCUGGACCGGGAGGCCGCCAGCAAGGGGCUGAUGGAGUGGCUCAGCCAGAACCCCAGAUACAGCAUGGAGGUGCCUGCCUUCGCCCCCUCUCAGAACGUGGGGAUCCUGCACGGCUUCGUCGAGAGGCCCAAACAGAGGAGGCAUCGCUGUAAAGACCCCACCAAGCUGGACGUUAACUCCCUCACCGGAGAGGAGAGGGUGCCGGUGGUCCAUAGGGCCACGGGCCGCAGGCUGGGGGGCGCUAUGGCACCAGCCAUGAAGGAGCUGUCGCGCUGGCUGGAUGCUAACACAGAUUACUGCGUGGCCCCUGACUGGGCAGACAUCGUGAAGCAUUCUGGGUUCCUGCCGGAGGGGAAGUUCACUCGUAUCCUGACGGAGCCCGUGUGCCGUGACGCUGGGCCACGGCGGAGGGGGCGUCGGCCGCGCGGCGACAUGCCCAAGGGCGGGGCCCUGCUGUCGGAGUCGCCCUCAGGCAUGGGGCCGCUCUUCAUGAACGGCCUGAUCGGCAGCAUGGACCUGGUGAGCCUGCAGAACCUGCGGAACGUUCCGGGCAUCCCGCUCACCGGCCUGAUGGGCUUUCCGCACGGCUUCGCCGCCGUGCCCGCCGCCGGCGGCGAGGACGCCAAGAACGGCCUGAGCAUGCUUCCCAUGAUGCUCCACGGCAUGGCGGCCGUCCAGCCGCACAUGUUCAGCGUCGGGGGGCUCGUGAGCCAGCCGGCCACCACCGGCACCCCUUCCUCCGCCUCUUCUACCGUCGCCACGGCGACCGCGGGCACGGCGUCCUCAUCCUCCGUGGGCCCGCCCAGCCCCGCCCACAGGGCCGAGCCCACGCCCAUCUUCUCCUUGGAGGGCAAGGCGGGCGAAGGCCCCGCCGGCAGGAAGGACGGCAGCGGCGGUAACGGUAGCGGUAAGCCCCCCGCGGAGGGGAAGGCCGGGCCGGUCUGCGGCCACGGCGACUCGCCCGUCGUCACGACGACCAGCAGCAGCAGCAGUAGCAGCAGCAGCAGCAACGGCGGGAGCCACCUGGCCUUCAACCCGUUCCUGAUCCCGGGGAUGUCGCACGGACUGCUGUACCCGCACAUGUUCCUCCCGCACGGCGGGAUCAUGGCGCUGCCCGGGAUGCCGCCCACGGACGGCACCGGCAGCCCCAAGAGGAAGAAGAAGAGGGCGCGGGAGGAAGAGGCGGCGGAACCCGGCCCGUGCACGGACAGCGCGCCCCCCCCAAAACCGGACGCCGCCGGCGAGGCGGAGCCCCCCCCGGAGACGGAGACGGGGACGGGGCCGGGGGCCGAGGCGGAGGACAGCGCGGAUCCCGGACCCCAGGGGCCCGCCGGGGAAAGGGAACACGGGGGCACUGAAGAGGAGGGCCCCCCCCCAGAGAAGGGACACGCUCCUGAAAAACUGGCUGAGGAUGAGGAAGAGGGAGACGCAGCAGGGAAGGAAGCAGAACCACAAUAGAUGACGACAGCCCUGCUCUUUUGAACUGUGUGACAGAGUUACCGGUUUGUGAUGUGCAAGUCAAUGAUGUUCAUGUAAGGACUUUUAUUAUCUACUCAUUAAUGUUUAUAGAUCUCCUGCCCACUACCAAACUUGUGAUUAUUAUCAUUGUUAUUAUUAUCAUUGCUAUGAUUAUUAUGCACCACUCCCCUCUCCCGUGAGGAGUAGAAAGAAACACGUAUGCAUAUAUGCAUGUGAACGCACACACCCCCCGUUGUAUCAUGGGAUUCCUGCCAGGACAACCCUGGUGGCGUAGUGUGUCCUGAGUGGAGCUGGGGCCUUUUUACCAGAGGGGGAGUUCGGAAAGCCUUCUCCCAAGUUUGGAAAGUUGCACCUCCCAAGUACUGCUUCACUGUAGUAUGGCCACACACACUACACACACACUACACACACACACACACACACACACACACACAUCACCCCACACACACCCCGCUUAUGGCAUUGACCAGCUCAGGCAGCCACGUAGCACAGGCCUGAAUUGCAGAAGUCGUCGCCGUUUCCCUUGAUGGUGCGAACAGGGUUAUGGGAUUCCUCUCAGACAUGCCUACCUUUUCCUUUCCUUCAGUUCCCAGUUCUCAGUUUAAAGGAACUCUCUCCACGGAAACCCUCUUUAAAGUAUCUUUAACAAAGCAAGUGUCACCCCCCCUACCCACCCCAAAAAGAUCAGCAGCGUAACUGCUGCUAGGAAGUGCUCUCUCUGAGCAGCUCUGUUCAUCCACGGUUGGUUUGUCAUUUUGCUGCUUUUAAGAUUUUUUUUAAGGGCAACUCCGUUAAAUUAUAUGUAAAUACAAAGACGCAACAAUAACGGACAUCUUGAAAAUGCAUUGUUGCAUUACGUCAUACAUCAUGGACUCCAGGUUUUCGUCUCCAGUAAAUACAAAAAAAAGAAAAAAAAAAAUAGCUUAAAUAGCAAAGUGCAAUCGUAGGUUUGUAUGGAAAGUCUUGCGGUCGGUAUGAAUGAGGCCCCCUUUCGUCGAAAGUCUUGGAGUGACCGGUCGCGCCCUCCCGCUAGCCUGCACCCCAGAUCGGGGUUGCGUUUGUGGCCACAGAGGGGUCUGCCCUGCCAGAGUUCUGCCACACCGCUGCACUAACGCGCGAUAAGAGGCUAGGCCUUGAUAACAGACUAGGCCUCAAUAAGAGGCUAGGCCUCAAUAAGAGGCUAGGCCUCGGCGAGGGAGGAGGAGGAGGAGGGAUCGCUCGGCAGACGAAAGGAGGGACGCGUCUGUUCCCAUUCGCUGGCUCCGCGUGGGGAAAAAGGGUUUGUGGUUCGCUCAGCACGAUGAACAGCCACAGCAGAGUGCCUGAUCUCAGAAAUACUCGUCUCAUGUUCCCCGAACGCAUUUCUAAAUGCUGUAUAAUAGAUCAUAUUAUGUUUUUUUUUUAUUUUAUUUUAUAAAUAUAUAUAAAUCUCUGUUGUUUUUUCCAUUUUUUUUUUUUUUUUUUGAGAAAUACACAAGCCCUACUCUUGUGGAUAUUCUAUUAAUCAUAGUGUUACAUUAGAUGGAAGCAAAGCUUCAGUUGUCCCAGAAUUUCACAACAGGGUCUUUUGCUUUUUAGAAUCUCCACUUGUUUUUUUUUGCUUUUAUUGUUUCUCAGUCCAAAUCUUUAAUUUCCAGAUCUUAUAUGUUUUAUCCCCUUUCCGUUUUUUCUUCUUUUUUUUUUUUUUUUGCACAAUCCUGUUGGUGAACGUUUACCUGUAAAUGUAAGUCUCAGACUUUUUCUUUUUUUUCGUGCGUUUGCGUGCAUGCAUGCGCACGUCCGCGCGCGCCCCGCCCGGCGGAGAAGGUGUGUGCGUAAUUCUGUUUGUACAGCCCUUUGUCUUGCUCUCGGUCACCUUUCUCGUUCAAAGAACUGUUGUCGUUGCCUUGUCACAGCGUGUGACUUUAUAAUUUAUUCGUUUUGCUUUGCCAAACUUUCACCAAAUAUGACAUCUUUUUUCUCGUUUUUUUUUUUCUUUCCAAUCUUAGUUUUAUUAAAAGUACAAUUGCCUUAUUUAGUGUUAUAUAUAUGGAUGUCUUUCCACAUCUCCAUAUCAGAAAGUAUAUAAUAAAGUACUUAACUAGUAUAGAGUUUGAUCUUAUCAGAAUUGAAAACUAUUGUCACAAUGGUCUGUUAGAAAUUUCCCUUUAGUUGUAUGCAUACUUUGUUCACAAGUUCCAUCUAUUUGAAAAUAAGAUGCAUUUGGAUCAGUUAAGUUUAAAAAAAACAAAACAAAACAAAAAAAAAAGUGGCACAAACAUCAAAGCCGUUCAAUAUUGAGUCCAGAAUGAUUGAUAGAAUACAGAGAAAAGCUUUUUAAAUAUUCACUUUAAGCACAAACAGUAAAAAGCUCUUGGAUUUUUUAAAUGUAAUUGUAUGUAUAGGUAUUUAUACAUGAAUCUUUGACAGUGCUCAUUAGUUUUGUCUUGCAGAUUUGAUUUUGAUAUUGACAAUCAACCUCUAUCUGAUCCAAUCACACAAGCACCUUCAAGUGGAAAGCUGCCAAUCGCUUUGAGCAAACAUCUGAAGUCCAUCCUUAAAAUGUGCUCACCGUGGAAAUCGCUCAGUGUGUGACACCAAGUGAUUAUGACCAGACAUUUGAGAUCCUUAGUUACAAAUCCUCUCCCGAGAUUACUGAUCAAAAAAAAGCCUGCAAUGAUUAAUCACGAUUUGAACAUAUGAAUACAACUAAAGUGGACACUACAUUUAAUUUAUAGGUCAUCCUAAUGCAAAACUAUAUUCUGCCUGUCAGAUACAUAUUGUCUUGCUAACAUGUUUGACUAUUCUUAAUAUAUAUAUAAAUAUAUAUAUAUAUAUGAAUAUCUAUCUUGAAAUAAGAAAAGCCCUGAAGGUAUUGGGAAUACAGCUCAGCCAGAUGUUAAAGGAAAAGUACGUUUUAUGCCGUACUGUUGACCCAUGUCCAUUUCACAAUAUUCCAUUACUCAUUUGAUGACUUCACACAGAUAAGCAGUGCAUUGAAUGAGUACAGUUAAAAAGUCAAUAUUUAUUCAGUUUCCAUGUCAUGUUGCCAUUUUACUUUUUUUUCUCCUUAAUUUAUCCAAAGUUCAGAUUGUUUUUGGUUCAUUUGUAUUUCAGAUAUAUUUAUUGUACACUUCUGUCACACCCGUGUCAUUUUUUUAAAAAAUAUCUGUAUUCUAACUUAUAAGGAUUCAGAAGGAAAACAUGCAGGAUCCGAACAGACUUUCUGACUGACACAGUUUUCCUCUUUUUUUAUGUUAUGUUUAUUAUUUUUGAUUAUAUUUUUGCCUCCAGUGGAAGCAAGAAUAGUUAAAAAUAUUUAAAUGUACUGAUAACAGAAUUGGCAAAUGUGCCCACCCUGUCUGAGUACACCGCUGCCCGUAUCCAUCUCAUAUGGAGCUGCUAGUUUUACUUCUGCAAAAUAAUAAUAAUCAUUUUAAAUAACCCGAAGGUUUACCUUCGUAAAAGUGCAUAUGACCUGCACUUUUACACUCGUGCUAAGGUUAGCGCGUAAGCCUUCUGAAAGUUAUGGGUUUUUCCAUAACUUCACCUGUGCCCGUUCCUUCGUCUUUGACGGAGCAGCUGGCUUCACGUGCGAGGAGCACUACGAAUUGAAUGAAGUUUGCGCAGGAAGAGACGCGGUAUUCUGCGUGACCGUCGUCCCCGGCGCCUUUGCUUCGCUGAAAAUUCUGACUCGGACUUCGCUUUUUUUCCCCAAAGCGCAUCGAACAUGCUGGCGUGUACUCGGAGGGGGUGACUGCGUGCAUGCUCUGAGGUUCUGUCCCGCGGCCGCUUGCGUUAGAAGGAUAGUUUUAAGCUCAUGCAGUUAAAGGCCAGUGCUCACCAAGUGGAUGUACUGUAAGCUCUUAGUUUCAUCGAACCAAGGGUACUGUAUUUGGGAUCAUAUGCUACAGAAAAAAAAGAAGAAAAAAAAAGAAAAAUGUACUCAGUGUUGGUCUGAAAUCAGCAGCAACAUUUUUACAGCGUUGUGGUUUUAUUUUAUUAUAUUUUGUUGAACUAGCUCCUGUAUUCCCAUGUGGACCAAUCACAUAACUCAGAACAUGGUAUGUGAUCUUUUAUUGUGCAAUAAAAGAUGACUUUCAACUUUC
Molecule: messenger RNA, 13207 nt
Organism: Anguilla anguilla (European eel)
Lineage: Eukaryota; Metazoa; Chordata; Actinopteri; Anguilliformes; Anguillidae
Gene: chd6
Product: chromodomain helicase DNA binding protein 6
Exons: 38
Coding region: 264-9098 (2944 amino acids)
Molecular function (GO): ATP binding; ATP-dependent chromatin remodeler activity; protein binding
Source: RefSeq, a predicted model, not a curated record